This is a messenger RNA of Brassica rapa (field mustard), 1549 nucleotides long. Its product is annotated as SKP1-like protein 18. Gene Ontology annotation, biological process: ubiquitin-dependent protein catabolic process. The record is from RefSeq and is a predicted model, not a curated record. Lineage: Eukaryota; Viridiplantae; Streptophyta; Magnoliopsida; Brassicales; Brassicaceae.
AGACGUAGAAACGACAGAUCAAUUGAGAAACGAUGACGACGACGAUAAAUAAACGGAGAGACGACGACGACGGAUCAACGGAGAGGCGAAGACGACGACGGAGAGAUGACGACGACGACGGAGAGAUGACGACGACGAAAUACAGCGAUGAGGAGAAGAAGAAGCGAUGAAACGAGGACGGCGACAAUUGAUUUCAAAUUUGUUUUUUAAAUUAGUUAAAGAAGAGGGCAUAAGGGUAAAUUGCCCCUUUAAUGAAACCUAUUUUUGUGAUUUCUGAUCCUGAGUGCUAGUUUGGGGAGAAAAACUUGGUUUAGUGUUCUUUGUGUCAUUUUCUCUUUUUAAAAAUAGCAAACUAAAAUAAUGAUUUGUCGUAAUACGAUUGGCCGUUUAACAUCUUACGUGAAUGCUUUCAAUGGCCUCAACUUUUAUAUAGUAUAUAUAUAGAUUGUUAUCUUGACUGAGUAUAUCACAAAGCUUCUAGAGUCUUCUACGAAAUAUAGAAUCUCUGGACCGUUAUUGAUACAUUGAUCCCAAAUAAAAAAAAAGAAGAUAUUUCAAAAUCUCCAUUUAUCAUAUCUAAUGGUUAAAGCCCCGUUAUUGAUACAUUGAUCCCGAAAGUUAUGGAGUAAAUUUAAAACCCCAUUAAUUUUCCAUAUUUAAUUCUCCUUUUCCAUAUUGUUUUAGGAAAAUAAUAUUUUCCAUAUUCCAUAACUCACCGACCCUCUCAACAUUAUAAAUAAGAGACUCAUUCCCUCACCAAGACUCAUCCUCAAGUCCAUUCUACAAAACAAAACCCUAGAACUCUUCGCCGCUUUUAACCUAACUAAUCAAAACAAACAAUGUCUGAGUCAAACAAGAAAUUUACAUUGAUAAGCUCCGAUGAGGAGCCUUUCGAGGUGAGUGAAGCGGUUGCGCGUGAGUUCGAGAUCGUAGCGCACAUGCUCGAAGACGGCUGCUCUGGUAGCAGUAUCCCGAUCAAAACCGUCAACAGUAAUAUCCUCGGCAAAGUGAUCGAGUAUUGCAAGAAACACGUUGAAGUUGGUAACAUCGAAGGAAACUCGGAGGAGGCUAAGAAGGAACUCGAAGAGUUCGACAAAAAUUUUAUUGCUGUGGAGAUGGAGACGCUCUUUUCACUCAUCCUCGCAGCUAACUAUCUCAACGUCAAAGGCCUUCUCGACAUUGGUUGCCAGAAGGUUGCAGAUACCAUCAAAGACAUGGAACCAGAGGAGGUUCGCUCUAUUUUUAAAAUCCAGAAUGAUUACACUCCUGCAGAAGAGGAAGAAGUUCGCAAGGAGAACAUUUGGGCUUUUGAGCGCUAAUUUUUUUUCUAGUUUUCUGAAUUUUGGUGUUAUUUGUUUUUGUUUUUUUGAUGACUUGGUUUGUCUCUUUUCUUUAAAAUUCGUGAAUGGUUUUUAAUAGUUUUCUCCAAGUAUGCCUUAUUGAGUUAUUCGUUUAUUUAGUUUUAAGAGUUUUUGUUCCGUUUAGUUUCAUGGUUAUCAUGUUGAUCAUGAAUGCCUUUGAGUUUGAGAUCGUUAGCCAGCGAGGAUGA